CGGCAGCAUCGCCCCUGCACAUGCACGGGGCGGAGUCGUUACGUCACCGCGCACUGCCCCCGCUGUCGCGCAGCCGCCGUGACGUCACACCCCGUCUCGCCCCGCGCCGUCAGCGCGCGACCCCAGCGCCCAUGCUGCCCGUGGCGGCGCGAGGAAACUUUCUACAAAACACUCGUGCGCUCAAAGAUGGCGGAUGGGUCGCCCGAGAACUGUGCCGACCCGAAACAAAUGAACGAUUUAACUUUUUCCGCGCCCGAUCCGGUACAUAGUGACACAAAAAAGUGCAGUGGGGAAACGUUAAAUGACGAUAAAGUGAAGUUAUCUUUCUACACCGAACUAGAAACGAGUGAAUCGUGUGAGAAAAGUGAUACGCGCGGCGUGGCCGCCAAUUGUACGGCAGCGGUAAUCACUACAAACACCCGAAAAUCUUGCGACGCUAACAUUGAAGACGGCGAAGACAGGAAGAAGCGAUGCUUCGACAGAUACGACAGCUCCGAAUCAUCUGACAGUGGCGUGGCGGUGCUGAGUCCGACGGAAAGUGGCGGUUGCAGCGGUAGCGAUAUCACCGAACCUGGCUCACCGCGCAGCCCUGAGUCGUCGUGUGGCACCGCAGAAGAGAGCGCGGGAUCGCGCAUGCCGCCCUGGGCGAGCGACCCGGCGCCGCCGGCACCGCGACGCCUCGCGGUACAGCCCGCUCCUGUACGCCGGUCACAGCAAUCCAUUCACCGUCGUAUCACAGAAUAUUUUAGCCACAAGAUGAAGCCACAAAAUGGUCUGAAGCGCGAUUCUAAUACAGCAAGCAAUGAUGACACCAAAAGAAAAUGCCUGCCUAAAAACGGCGUCACACACGACCUUGAGAAGUACAUCUCUUACAUAUCACAGACGCUAAGUCCUAAAGUGUUAAUGGAUGUCAGUAAGCAAGCUGAAGUUGCUUCAAGAAAAGCGGCAAAUCAAUCAUCUAACGCUAUUUUUGACUCCACGAAACCUACAGAUCUCAGCAAAAUAAUGCCAAGCGGAAAUCUUAACGGAAUGGUAGAUUUCAAUAAGCCGAAAGAUAAUAAAGACAAAAGUCACACGAAUAUGAAUGGUUUCGUUGAAGUUCGACAAGCGACGGAAUCAUUCACGAAAGAAAAAUUUACGAAUGGUCUUCUAAACGGGUUGGUUGACGGUAAAAAACAAAACCAUGACAUAAAAAUGCCAACAGACCCAUCCGCCAAUGGAAUGAUAAACGUAAAUAAUACAUGUCCAUUAAAUAAGCAGAAGGUACCGAUACCAGCAUCAAAUAACUUAGUUGGACUAAGAAUUGCGCCAGCAACGUCUAUAAGUCAGUCACCAAAAAGAAAUACUGUUUCUAAACCUGAUACUACUAGAAUAAAUGGCGUCGUGAGUUCUACUACUAAGUUAGAUAAUAAAAUGAAUGGUGUUACAUGUGGAUCGAAUAAUUUAAGUUUAAAUCCUAUUACUUCCAAGCUAGCACCUAUGAAAAAAGAUGCGCUAAAGAAAACUGCACAACAGACUAAAAGAACAAAUCGAAAAUCAUCAGCAUGUAUAGCUAACAGUAAAAACAUGACCUGGUCCAAAGCAAAUAAUCUAAAACAAGUGCAAUUACAAAAACAAAAUUGUGUUAAUUCGAUUCAGAGUUCAACCAUAAAGGGUUUGUCUGGUGAGGGUAACACAGCACCAAAGAUAAAUAUUCCAAAUGGUGUUCGCCAAGUUUCAAUGACAGUAAACAGUAAUAUCGGUAAUUUAAACGCACCUGUAACUAAUUUCCAGAAUUGCCAACUAAACAUCCCUCAAGCAUGCAAUGGCACUGUGACAUCCAGCAAUUUAGCAUCUUUUGUUGCUGUUCCACAGAAUGUAAUGCUAACGGCUUUAAGAAUACCUCAGAACGGUAUACCGGCACAAACUAUAAAUCAACAAACUAAUAUGACUUUCAGUCGACCUAAUGUCAAUGUUUCGAGUCCCACAAAAUUAAAUGGACAAUUUGUAUUCCCACUCGUACAAAAUCUGAAUGGAGCCGUCGUACAAAUACCUAAUUUAAUGGCGAAAAUGCCAAACUUUGUUUUACCGCAGACUGCACAGUUAACACCACAACGGCAAGACCAUUUACAAAAUCAGCAAGCGGCGCAAAUUCUUAUAAAUGGCACACUUUUAAAACUAGCAAACACAAUGACGUCCGCAUAUACAAAUGUCAAUAAACCGGCACCAGUUACAAGUCAAUCUAUUCCAGUGAUGAAUAAAAAUGUCACAGGAAUGCAACCCGUCGGAAUGACAGUACAACCAAAAUCUAAUUACACGGUUAACUUAAGUCAUCCUGUAUUGAUGCCACAACCUGGAUUUAUUGUCACGUCUGUGCCAAAUAUAAAUGUGAAAGAAACUUGGAGUUACGCGAAUACACACACAGCAUCGUCUUCACAGUCUACUUGUUCAAAUCCGAUAGUACAUCAUCCUCCGCCUAUCGUAGCCAACUUUACAACUCAAACACUACAUACGAGUAGUAUACCGAUAGCGCCAGUAAAACCGCCCGACAAUCCAAUUCAGGGUACUGAACCACCCAGUAGCACUGUUAACGAACCAGAAAUAAGUGAUGUAAGUCCGAAGUGUGAUAUACCAUGGCUGUCAAAAACUGUUAAUAAUAACAUUGUUCCAUUAGAUAAUAAUAAAAUGUUGUCGAGGCCUUUUGCACAAGUUAGUUUAUCGGAAAAAAUUGAAGAGUUAACGUUGGAGAAAUUGAGGGAGUGUAAGACUUCAGAAGAAAAAGAGAAAGAAAUAAGAAUUGACGCAACAGGCGAGGAACUGAGAAAAGUGGAAGAAGUUGCGAGGCGAGAAGAAACUAUAUUCACACAAAUAACUGUUCUGAAGGACGUUUCGUCAAACGUUCAAAGUACUGUGAUAGAAGCAAAUUUCUGUAACGCCACCACAGAGUCGUCUGAAUCUGGAAUAGGUACAGAUAAAUCCAUCGACUCGCCGAGUGACUCGCAAACUAGCAAAGAGUGUGAUGAGGAUUCCUCUUUAUCGUUAAGUGUGAGUGUGUGUUCAGUGGAAGUGCAAAGCAGUCAGAAAAGUCCUAUUCUGAAACAGCCAAAAACGUUGCGGUUCCCACCCAGGAAUCCGAUAAAGGCCGGCAGUGAUAAAAGGACAUCUAGUACUGAUACGACAUCCACGGUUACGGUGUGUUUGUGGGAGAACUGCAAGCGGGAGCUUGAUAGUGAUAGUGAUCUGUUGGAGCAUUUACAGACUGUCCACGUGGAAACCCAAGCGGGGAAAGAGAAUUACGUGUGCUUAUGGGAACAGUGCAAGGUCCGUGGCAAACCUUCGUGCUCAAGGCUGUGGCUGGAGCGGCACGCUCUCUCACACGGCGGAAACAAACCCUUCAAGUGCAUAGUCGACGGCUGCGAGAGGCGAUUUUCUACUCAGAUAUUAUUGGAGCGCCACGUGAACAAUCAUUUCAACGAGGCGUCACCGAACACCAGCGGCAGCAAGAAGUCGACCGACAGCGCUUCCAAACUCAUCCGGCGGAAUGGCAAGAAGCUGCGGUACAGACGACAGCCGUGGUCUGCGCGAAUGUUCGACUUCUUCGAUGCCGGUACGAUGGAGGGCCUCGCGUGGCGGUUGACCCGCUGCACGCGCUGGCGGCUGGGCGGCACGUGUCCACUGCGCGAGCCCGCCGGCCAGCACACGCUGACCCUGCACGCGGCCCUGCGCGCUACCCGGUACAACGCCGCCGCCGACCGCACCGAGGCGCUUGUCACGUACUUCCCGCCACAUGUAAUCGAAGACGAGUGGGUGCCAGAGAAGGAGGUGCAACGCAUCAAGAGGGUCGAGAUAGCGUCGCUGCCGGUCCACACGAAGGUGGUCGUGUACGAGCAAUUCUGCAUGUCGUACAAGGCCGCCCCGGUACAAGCGGCGCCCGUGGCCCCUCCAGUCGCUUCAACCAGCACUACAGCACGGCAGUUGCCAGCGCGGCACUGCACGUCGUCACGCGUGUUGUCCAACUUGCUCGCCAAGCAAAAGCGUGCAGGUGAGAGACUGGAGUGCGUUGCAGAGGACCCCGCAGCAUUGUACGCGGCAGCCGCCGACCGCGAGCCGGCCGUGAGCGGCGCCAAGAAGAGGAAACUCGGACGUCGCUACGGCGGGAACUGCUUCUGGCCGUGCGGUCGAUAACUUCGAUGCUCUUUUGGCUCGCGCCGCAUCGCCACGCGACGGCUCGUCUCUAAGUGGUAAUUUCAAGGUGGAUUUAGAUCUUACGAGCGAAUACUCGUUUUUCUCCGUUUUGGAGGAUUUUAUUUUGAUUUUUAUUUCGCAAUCAAUUUUAUCUACUUUAUGUUCUCGCGCUGGUUCUAUUGUUCUAUUAGUUUGUUGAUCUAAAUCCACCUUCAUAAUUACGUUUGCUCUUCUAUAGCAAAAUAAGUUUGCAUUGUUUGUGGCGUAAUGUGGCGGGUGACGCGGCUCGAGCGGACAGAUGUUGAUUCUCCACCGGGCGGGUGGCCGACGAUAUCCGAUUUAGGAAAAUUCUCGCCAAAGAUUCGUUGACGGCCCGCGACGCGGUUCAUAGACUGCUAGUUGAUUGUAGCAGACGUAAAUUUAUUCACAAGACUGAUGCUUACUUUUUUAUAAUGAUAUUGAUCGGUUUGUCGGCGUUUUGAGCUUUAUCGCGUCCGCGCACGGGCGGAUCUCGCUCGCCGAAUGCGACGGGUUCGGUUGCGAGAAAAUAUGUAAAUAAUUAGUGCGAUGUGUAAAAAAUAUUAGAGUGCCCGGUUCGUUUCGCUAAUCGAGUUUUGAUGUACAAUAGAUUCUAUUCGAGUGUUCGAUUUAGUUGGACGUGUCCGAGUCGCCGAACGGGCGAGUAGUCUGAAUACUUUAAGUUAGUUUAAGGAGUAGUGUCGCAGUAGCGACACAGUCGACCAGCGAUACGCAUCACUGCCAACCUGUACAUACUAGUUUGUAUUGAAUCGUGAUUCGGUUUAGCUUAGAAUAAUUUGCGAUCGUCGCUUUAUCGAUGUGGUUUCGUUUAGUUGUAAUUACCCCGCGUCUCGACUUGCUUUCGCUUGAGGUGCCAGUACGGAUGGUCUCGGAUGCAGAGACAUUGAUACGGAUAGACGACGCAAGUGACCAAACGUGUAACAGUUAUAAUGCACUCACUAGUUACUUCAUUAUUAUUGUUCUGUUUAAUUCCGCUGCCAUUAUUAUGUGUAUCAAAGUUUGAUACGGAGACUGAUCACCACUAAUGAUAGAAGUCUAAAACUUCCCUACCAAUAACCGAUCUCCAACCGUUAUUAAAUCUAUACUUAUCUAUAUCGUGUCAGUUGUUCACACAUACUAAAUGUAGUGGAAAUAAACAAAAUAAUGAAGUAACCAGUUAUAUGGACCUUCCUACAACAACAUAUAAUUCAAUAGAAUAUACUCUUGCAAUAUUACAUCACACACGCUAUUUAUUGUUAGCAAAUAGCGACAAAGUUCUUUAAAAAAUAAUCGUGUACUUGUCAAACAUUUAAAAUCAAUAAAAUAUAUGCUUGCUAUUACAUUAAAAACGUUGUUUAUUGUUAGCAAAUUGCAUAAAAUAAUAUUGCAUUUGUCCAACAAUUAAGAUUGUUUAAUGUAAAUUCUACUCAGUAUAGGAGCAGGGAUUAAAAUUGGUACUAGUAAUACGAAAAUCGGCCACAUUACCUGAGAUUUCCACUUCACAUGACUACAUAAGUAACCAAUUUAGCCAUAGUCGAAAAAAUUUACCAUAGUCCAAGUAGGCUCUCUCGAGGGUACUAAGUACCAAGAACAGUUGCGCCAUCUAUCUCCAUUCAUGUCUGUGGUUGGGUGCGUGACCACGAAUGUAGUAUUCGGUGUACCAACUCUUCCGUCAUCACUCACCAAGUGCCUCGACACAGCACAGGAUAUACCAAUAACGAUGUAGUUAGUGUUCACUUAAUAUCAAGUUGUCCCGCGUUAGUCAUAUCAAACGAAACACACACUUAGCGUUAAGGUUUAUAGAGUUCAAUUUUGAUAUUCGACGUUUUCGAGUUCCAGUUUUUGUGUUCCAGUUUUAUUGAAGCAAUCUCGACGACGCUUUACAGAAUCAACAGCUGUCUACGUAUUUAUGUCCAAUGUAGUUUUCACUGCCAUUCAUGUUGUGUUUAGUUUUAUUGUACUUUAGCAUCAACUGUAAACAUUUUUUUUAAUUACAUGAUAUGUUUAGUAAAUAAUCUUGACACGUCUUUUUAAUGAAAUUAGUCGUUUAUUUUUUUUUUUAUAUUGCCCUGUGAAUAAUUAUAUAAUACCAAUAAUGAACCCUAUUGAUUUAUAAAUGGGAAUUGUCUACAGUCUAGAACUGAUCAAGUUAUCGUUUCUUUAUUUUUUUUUUUUUAUUUAUUUUUGAUAGAAAGACGCGCCAAGAUUGUUUACUAAAUGUGCCAAAUAAGAAAGAACAGAAUAUAUGUACUUUUAGCAAUAACACUAUGUGAUAAGACUUAAUAGUUCAAUAACCGAUUCUCACGCACAAUUUAUAAAAUGGCAACACCAGUAACAUUUUGUAUCGACAGAGUCGUCACUAAUAGACAGGAUAUGUUUAAAAGUUAUGGUACAAGUUUUAUUUUUAAAUAUUCCAUCGGUUAUACAUCCAGGUGUUACCACUGAUAAGUGAUUUUUUAUAGUACGUAAAUCGUGUUAAAUUAAUAACGGAGGGAUAGGUUUUAUAUUAUAUAAGUAAUGGAAAUAUAAAUAGUAUGUGAUUGUUAAUUCUUUGGCUAUGACAACUUGCUGAAUAGAUAAAUUUAACUUCUUUGCAUAUUAGUAUUUUAUAGGAUAUCUUUCAAAAGAAUGGCAACAUUUAGAAAUAAAGGACACACGUUGACAGAAAAGUGUUUUAUCAUAUAUUUAUUGCAAUAUAUAUUGUAAUAAUCUGUAACCGUGAACCAAAUUUCAAAGAAAGAAAUAAAUUAAUUUAUAUAAACUUAAAUUUAAGCAUUUUUAAACAGUCAUUGUUUAUGAUUGAUUUUACCACCCUUUUGGAAUAUAAAUGUCACCUUUACAAUAGAAGACUACGCACUCAUAAAAUUCUGUGGUAUUUUUUUUGCUUUUUUUCAAUUGAUUUAAAAAAGGAGGUUCAAUUCGAUUGUAUUGUUUAUAGGUUUGUUACUUUAUAAUUCUGUCAGUGCUAAAUUUAUUUUGAAUACAUAUACUUACAGAUUGGUUUCAUAAUUGUAUUUAUACAUAAAGCUAAUUUUAGUGUAUAUAAGUAAAUAAUGUCCUCUAGUGACAGAUACUUAAAUUUAAAAUAUUUAAUUUUAUAUAUGAAAAAAUUAAGUCAACAAAGUAUAAUUUACCAGAGGGAGACUUUGUACAAAAGUCGAUUGCUUGGGUACCUCUGUCCCAUUCGUCUUUCAACCGUGAAGCAGUUGUGUUUGCAUGGCUAUGUUUCGGUUUGAAGGGUGGGAUAUGGCGUGAAUUUACUGGGUACAGAGGAAUAACACCUGAGUCCUCAGGAGUGGCAACGCAUGAGGGGUAUCAUGGGCGAAACAAUAUACUCUGUUAUGUCCAUGGUACUGCUCAUGUCUAUAGGCGACGGUUACCACUUUCCAUCAGGUGGGUCGUCAGCUUGUUUGCCAUUCUAAGUUGUAUAAAAACAAAAAAAUCAAAAUAAAAGUAAACUCUGCAUAAGCAUUCUUAAAAAGUUUAAUAAGACGUUGGUAAGAAAAAAUACUAUUAUCGCUAGUGACACCUAGUACUGGACAGACUUAUUUCGUGGCCCAAGCGCCUGAUGUUUGUGCAUAGUUUAUGAGGCAAUCUAAGACUUGUUCAAGUCUUUAUCAUAGACUUCUAAACCACAGCAAUAAUUUAUGUUACUUGAGCAAAUGAUUUUUUUUCCUUUAUUAUAUCUCCAGUUUUUUGUUGCCCUUUUAUUUGGCAAAGAUUUGUUUAUCCAUUUCAAUUAUAAUUUUGUGUAGAGAUAAUAUUAGUUUUUCACUUUUCUGGUAGUUUCUCUUUCGAACACCUGAUCGUUUUAUGGCAGUAUCUAGCAAUGGCGACAAUUUCUAGAUUGUCUGGACAAUAUUUGAAAGAAAGCUUAUUAAUAGAAUUAUUGGUUCGCUGAUAGACUUGACUCGAUAGAAAGGAAUAUAUCCACAUUUGUUUUUUGUAUAUUUGAAAUAAUAUAGUUUUAAGGACUGACCAGUAUUAGGUGCCAUUCGUCAUUAUGCAACUACCCCCUAUAAAAUUGUGUAAAUGUUCCAUAAACUUGAAUGUUGCCAUUCUUUUUUAAUUGAUUUCUAAACAAUAUCUGAUAUUUUCCAUACUACGUAAUUCUUGAUAUACUGAUAAAAUCCACAUAUAUAUAUAUAUAUAUAUAUAUAUAUAUAUAUAUAUA
This is a messenger RNA of Galleria mellonella (greater wax moth), 8356 nucleotides long. RefSeq names its product zinc finger protein jing homolog (gene jing). The transcript has 6 exons. Bases 187 to 4164 code for a protein of 1325 amino acids. The record is from RefSeq and is a predicted model, not a curated record. Gene Ontology annotation, cellular component: ESC/E(Z) complex. Lineage: Eukaryota; Metazoa; Arthropoda; Insecta; Lepidoptera; Pyralidae. Gene Ontology annotation, biological process: regulation of transcription by RNA polymerase II.